Penicillium macrosclerotiorum is the source of this 1578-nucleotide messenger RNA. It is a transcript of the gene erg4, whose product is annotated as c-24(28) sterol reductase. The transcript has 4 exons. Gene Ontology annotation, biological process: ergosterol biosynthetic process. Gene Ontology annotation, cellular component: endoplasmic reticulum membrane. NCBI's taxonomy places the organism in Eukaryota, Fungi, Ascomycota, Eurotiomycetes, Eurotiales, Aspergillaceae. Bases 1 to 1578 code for a protein of 525 amino acids. The record is from RefSeq and is a predicted model, not a curated record. Gene Ontology annotation, molecular function: Delta24(24-1) sterol reductase activity.
AUGGACCGCCCAGGUUAUAUUGAAACCCCUGGCCGCCGUUCCACUCGCAAGAGCCUUGCGCUUGAGAUGAGUGAGAACGACGUGUCCGAUUCGCCCGCCCCGGCUAAGUCUACUCGCCGUCGCACUUCGGCCAAAGUCAAGUCGGAGGACGAGGAUGAGGCUCCGGUGAACAUUACGACUAAUGGCAAGGCUGCUGCCGGCAAGCCCAAGUCGCGAAUUGUGGACGGCUGGGAGGAGGGCUUGGACCCCAAGAUCGACUACAGCGGACACUACGAGUUUGGCGGCUCAAUGGGUGUGCUUGCCAUGAUGAUUGGAUUUCCCAUGCUCAUGUACUACAUGUGGAUUGGCGCGACCUACUAUGAUGGCAAGUUCCCUCGUCCGGCGGAGGGACAGAGCUUCUCGGAGUUUGUCGCACACCUAGGCAACUUGGUUUACACUGGCGCAUUUCCGUCGGUGAAGGCUUGGACCAUCUAUUGGGUUUUCUUUGUCUUCGAGGGUGCCUGCUAUGUUCUUCUUCCUGGCGUCUCUGUUACUGGCCGGCCAUUGCCGCAUAUGGGUGGCAAGCAGCUGCCGUACUAUUGCUCCGCCGUGUGGUCAUUUUACACCAGCAUUGUAUUGGUCCUGGCUCUCCACGCGACUGGUGUUUUCAAACUGUACACAAUUAUUGACGAAUUUGGCCCUCUUAUGAGCGUUGCGAUUCUGUCUGGCUUUUUGGUCUCAAUCGUUGCUUACUUCUCUGCUUUGGCACGCGGGGCUCAGCAUCGCAUGACCGGAUCUCCGAUCUAUGACUUCUUUAUGGGUGCCGAGCUCAACCCACGCAUGUUCGGUAUUCUCGACUUUAAGAUGUUCUUCGAGGUCCGCCUGCCCUGGUUCAUCCUGCUGUUCCUAUCCAUGGGUGCUGCGGCUCGUCAGUAUGAAAACUAUGGAUACGUGUCCGGAGAAGUUAUGUUCCUCGUCAUGGCUCACUUCCUCUACGCAAAUGCAUGCUCCAAGGGUGAGGAGUGCAUUGUGUCUACCUGGGAUAUGUACUAUGAGAAGUGGGGUUUCAUGCUCAUCUUCUGGAACUUGGCCGGCGUUCCUUUGAGCUACUGUCACUGCACCAUCUACCUGGCCAACCACGAUCCGUCUGAAUACCACUGGAACCGGUUCUUCCUGGCCUUCCUCUAUAUCGCGUACCUCUUUGUCUACUGGGUCUGGGACACCACCAACAGCCAGAAGAACCGCUUCCGCCAGCAGGAGCGCGGUACCAUGGUCCAUCGCAACACCUUCCCCCAGCUUCCGUGGCAGACUGUCAAGAACCCCAAGACCCUCACUGCUGCCGAUGGCUCCAAGAUCCUUGUUGAUGGGUGGUAUGGCAAGGCUCGCAAGAUCCACUAUACCUGCGAUUUGUGGUUCGCCCUGAAUUGGGGCCUCAUCACCGGCUUCUCCAGCCCCUUCCCCUGGUUCUACCCGGUCUUUUUUGCCUGCAUGAUCUCUCACCGUGCGCUCCGUGACAUCCAACGGUGUCGCAUCAAGUAUGGCGAGACCUGGACUGAGUAUGAGAAGCAGGUUCCCUACCUCUUCAUUCCUAUAUGGUAA